AUGUCUCCGACGGUAACCACAGAAAACUUGAAGUCUGAACUUGAAAUGUUCUGCAUAUCUUGUGAAGAUGACUCUGCAUUAGAAAAAAUGGUGGAACAAUGUCUUUGUAACGCAAUCAAUGCAGACAAAUGGGUUUUAGAAUGGGUUGCAUAUAGUACCACAAAAAAUGGACUGGCAAUCUCUGUGGACACUCUGGAACAAUUUGAACACGAGGUGUUAAAUAAGAGGCAUAAAUCAAAGCAUAGCUCCAAAACAGAAGAGCGACACAGACCCAGGGACAUUCACACAAUACAGGAAAUAAUAAAAGCAGAAGAAGAGGAAGAUAAUCUACUGGACUGCUAUACUACUCCUUCAAAAGGCUCCCAGAAACGAGUGCUGACCACACCAGAAAACCCUUACUCAAAGAGGAGCUCAGCCUUGUUGGCCAGUCCUGGCGUCCUGUUGUCUCCUGCCUGCUUUUCUCCCUGUCCAACUUCUUCACAGAAGUAUAGUCAACGUGGCGGGAAAGGAGAGGUGGUGGUUUCGUUUGGGGCAGUGCAGGGUACACGUUGGGCUGGGAGGAAAGCUCCCAGUGCGGAGUUACAAUUGGAGCUACUGGAAGGGCCUGAGGAUUCCCUCCGCAGCAGUUACAAGUACAUGUUCCAGAGACUGCGAGACAUUCGCAAUGUGUUGACAGACAAGAUUGAGAUGCUCGGAGAAGACCUUAGGUCUCACUACAACAUUGAGGAGUUUUCCCCUGCUUCACUGCCAGCACAGGACAGUGUGUCAGUUUUGGGCCAGGUGUGUUGUGACAGUAAUGGCAAAUUGAACGCGCAGUCUGUUUUGUUGGAAGCGGGACAAGAGCAAGGUGGUCAGCAAGUACGUGUGGACCUGUCAGAGCUCCAGCAGUACUCACUGUUUCCUGGCCAGGUGGUGGCAAUGGAAGGGAUGAACACAACCGGAGGGAAAUUGAUGGUUUCUAAACUCUACGAGGGUAUCCCACUUCCCUUCUAUUCAUCAGAAGCUAAAAUGGACUCAGAUGAAGAGCCGGUCAACGUGCUAGUGGCUUGUGGGCCUUAUACUCCAUCUGACAGCCUGAACUUUGAACCUCUCCUGGACUUGAUUCAUGUCAUUGGAAGGGAUCGUCCUGAUGUGUGCAUACUGCUUGGUCCUUUUGUCGAUUCUAAACAUGAAGAAAUUGCGAAAUCCCAGGUGACUGAGCCGUUUGAAGCUAUUUUUGCUAGAUGCAUUGAAAGCAUCUUGGAAGGCACAAAAUCCGUAGGCUGUCGCCUAGUGUUUGUUCCGUCCCAGAGAGACAUCCACCAUCAUUACAUAUAUCCACAGCCACCUUUCACACUGCCAAGCCUCUGCAAGAACCCACGAGUGACUUUGGUUCCUGACCCCUGCACUGUGCUGAUUAACGGUGUGACGUUUGGCAUAACCUCCACUGAUAUCCUUCUACACUUGGGGGCGGAGGAGAUCAGCAGUGGCACUGGCUCAGACAGAUUUUCUCGCCUUCUGAAGCACAUACUGACACAGAGAAGCUACUAUCCACUGUACCCACCCGUUGAGGAUGUGAACAUGGACUAUGAGAAGUUCCAGAGCUUUGGUCAGAUGCCACUCACACCAGACAUUCUCAUCAUUCCAUCUGAGCUACGCUACUUAGUCAAGGAUAUAAUUGGCUGUGUAUGUGUUAAUCCCGGACGCCUGACCAAAGGCCAGGUGGGUGGCACUUACGGACGGCUACUCAUUCAGCGUGCCGCCUCAGUAGACGAAGACGAGAAAAGCAUCCACCAUUGUUUGGCAGCUCAGGUGGUAAAGAUUUAA
Messenger RNA from Nerophis lumbriciformis (worm pipefish), 1806 nucleotides. Lineage: Eukaryota; Metazoa; Chordata; Actinopteri; Syngnathiformes; Syngnathidae. The record is from RefSeq and is a predicted model, not a curated record.